AUGAGAAAUGAGCUGGAGCGGCGACGUUUGGGAAUCGGAACAUUUGGAGGUGGAAAGCGUUUAACAAUGACAAAUUUGAAGAUAUCACCUCUCCACCAUACUCAUCGCAAAGCAGUUGCGAAAGAGGAGACUUAUAACUUGUUUAUAGAGGAAAAACUUCAAGAUUUGGCCGAUGAUGUUAGCCGAAGUUGCAGACGACAUCAAAAAGUCGAUAAAGCACAGAAUAUUGUAUUUCGAAAACAUUUUGAGAUUCAGUGAGUUUUCAAGGACUUUAAAAAUCGCAAUAAGGACUGGAUGGAUGAACGAUUGAAGUGUGCUGAUAUGUAUAAGCAGAUCAUUAUCGGGAAAAAUCACAUC
Molecule: messenger RNA, 357 nt
Organism: Strongylus vulgaris
Lineage: Eukaryota; Metazoa; Nematoda; Chromadorea; Rhabditida; Strongylidae
Source: the annotation of a GenBank genome assembly